CCAGGGUCUGGAAGAGAAUCUUCUUGCGGCUGAUCCUACUUGCAGUUGGCCUCUUAGGGCUGCUCCUGUACGGGCUCCCUCUAGUCAGGCAUCUGGAAGUCCUCAUCCCCAUGGGUGUCUGCCCUUUGGCCAGAAGGCCCCUGAGAGACAACUUCACGGGUCUCCUGCGUCCCUGGGCCCGGCCUGAAGUCCUGACCUGUACCUCCUGGGGGGCCCCCAUCAUUUGGGAUGGCACCUUCGACCCAGAUGUGGCCCAGCAAAAGGCUGCACAGCAGAACCUCACCAUUGGGCUGACUGUCUUUGCUGUAGGCAGGUACCUGGAGAAGUACCUGGAGCGCUUCCUGGAGACGGCCGAGCGGCACUUCAUGGUGGGCCAGCGCGUGGUGUACUACGUGUUCACCGAGCGCCCGGCCGCCGUGCCCCGCGUGCCGCUGGGCCCGGGGCGCCGGCUGCGCGUGGAGCGCGUGGCGCGCGAGCCGCGCUGGCAGGACGUGUCGAUGGGGCGCAUGCGCACGCUGCACGAGGCGCUGGGCGGGCGGCUGGGCCGCGAGGCGCGCUUCGUCUUCUGCAUGGACGUGGACCAGCACUUCAGCGGCGCCUUCGGGCCCGAGGCGCUGGCCGAGUCGGUGGCGCAGCUGCACGCCUGGCACUACCACUGGCCGCGGCGGCUGCUGCCCUUCGAGCGCGACGCGCGCUCGGCCGCCGCGCUGGCCCCCGGCGAGGGCGACUUCUACUACCACGCGGCGCUGUUCGGGGGCAGCGUGGCGGCGCUGCGCGCGCUGACGGCGCACUGCGCGCAGGGCCUGCGGCAGGACCGCGCGCGCGGCCUGGAGGCGCGCUGGCACGACGAGAGCCACCUCAACAAGUUCUUCUGGCUGCACAAGCCCGCCAAGGUGCUGUCGCCCGAGUUCUGCUGGAGUCCCGACAUCGGCCGGCGGGCCGAGAUCCGCCGCCCGCGCCUGCUCUGGGCGCCCAAGGAGUACGCGCUGGUGCGCGCCUAGCCAGGGCCCG
This is a messenger RNA of Ceratotherium simum simum (southern white rhinoceros), 1011 nucleotides long. RefSeq names its product alpha 1,3-galactosyltransferase 2 (gene A3GALT2). NCBI's taxonomy places the organism in Eukaryota, Metazoa, Chordata, Mammalia, Perissodactyla, Rhinocerotidae. Gene Ontology annotation, molecular function: hexosyltransferase activity. The record is from RefSeq and is a predicted model, not a curated record. Gene Ontology annotation, biological process: carbohydrate metabolic process. Gene Ontology annotation, cellular component: vesicle; Golgi apparatus; membrane.